Molecule: messenger RNA, 1386 nt
Organism: Arctia plantaginis
Lineage: Eukaryota; Metazoa; Arthropoda; Insecta; Lepidoptera; Erebidae
Source: the annotation of a GenBank genome assembly
AUGGCUGAAGACAAAAUCUAUUACUUCUAUCAUCAAUUAGUUUUACAAUUCCAGCCCUUAUUUAUGGCUCUUGGAUUUGCAAGUCGCACUUGUCCGGCGGAGGGCGCGGCCGAGCAAGACUCGACGCAGCCCGCCGUCGACCUGCCACGGACAAGAGAUGGGGAGAUUGACUAUGACGCGCUGUACGAAGAUGAAUCGGACAGUGAUCUCGGGUCGAUGGAGAACCACGGCUCGGUUGUCACUCAUCUACUAUCGCAAGUCAAGAUUGGAAUGGAUCUCACUAAGGUUGUGCUACCCACUUUCAUUUUGGAGAGGCGAUCACUUCUUGAGAUGUAUGCCGACUACUUCGCCCACCCUGACCAAUUCGUCAAGAUAGUAGACCAGCCCACACCCCGAGACCGCAUGGUACAAGUGGUGCGAUGGUACUUGAGCUCAUAUCACGCCGGUCGCAAAUCCCAGGUCGCCAAAAAGCCAUACAACCCCAUUCUGGGUGAGAUUUUCCGCUGCCACUGGGACCUCGACCCGUUACCUGACACUCAUUCCAAUAGUCUUGACAAGCUAAAAGUAGGAGAUGGUCCAGUCCCCUGGUGUACUCCAGACCAGCUGUCGUUCGUAGCAGAACAGGUGUCCCACCACCCUCCAAUAUCAGCCUUCUACGCGGAACACGUGAACAAACGCAUCCAGUUCGAAGCGUGGGUGUGGACAAAGAGCAAGUUCUUGGGACUGUCUAUCGGUGUGCACAACAUUGGACGAGGCUUGGUCACUCUGCUGGAAACUGGCGAGGAGUAUACGCUUACAUUCCCUAAUGGCUACGGCAGAUCGAUAUUAACAGUACCGUGGAUAGAGUUAGGUGGUUCAGUCGUCAUCGAGUGCGUACAGACAGGCCACAAAGCUAACAUCGAGUUCUUGACGAAACCCUUCUACGGUGGGAAGAAACAUCGUGUCACUUGCGAGAUCUUCGCGGGCGUCGACAAGAAAGCUUACUACACCGCCCAGGGGGAGUGGAACUCGAGGAUGGAUGGACGCUGGACUGAUACAGGACGCACGGAGACGCUGUUCGAGAUGAGCGGCAUGAAGGCGCGGCGCAAGCGCGUGGCGCCCGUGUCGCAGCAGGCGCCGCACGAGUCGCGCCGCGUGUGGCGCCACGUGACGUGUGCGCUGCGCGCGCAGGACACGGAGCUCGCCACCAGCGCCAAGCGACACGUGGAGCAGGCGCAGCGCGACGCCGUCAAGCUGCGCGACGCCGCCGGGGACAAGUGGCAGACGCAGUUGUUCAGCCCCAAAGGUGAAGACGGAUGGGAGUACAAUACUCCCCUAAAACAGCGCCUCAACCAACCCAAGUCGACGCCACAGCAUAAAGCGGAAAGCUCAGAGAACACUAGUUAA